GUAUUGUAUUGACUAUAAUAAGGUAGUAAACACUACAUCGUCUCAGUUUGCGUUGACCUCGUCUAACCAUGGCUCCAGUUGAGACAAACCGUACUUGUUACGUAUGCAAGAAAUUAUUCUGCUGCGCGUCGUGCCGGGAACAACAUGAGGAGAAAAAGCACAAGAAACGGCAACCAAACUGUCCAUUCUGUAUGAACGAGAAAUUUUCGUUCAAAACCCUCGAGGAUAAGGUUCUUCUCUGUCACAUAGCAAUCACGCACUUGCCUCUGUACUGUUACUUAUGUGGUGAAAUUUUCAAACAGAUUAAAGAUUUGGAAUCGUUUGGCACUUGUAAAUGGUGGAAAUCACAGCAUCGAUAUUCAUUGGUGUUCAAAGAACAAAAAUCCGUACUGGGUACACCACCUUUGGUUUCAGAAGAAAAAGCAUUGUGCGAACACAGUAGCAACUUCGGUUCAUUGACCUCUCCUCCUGAACUUUAUAGAAACACAAGUACGCCUAUGGUCAUCGGCCAAAAGACGAAUUUAGAUUUUAAAACACCGAGUGCUCCGAAUUUCUCAUUGAAAACACCAAAAACUAAUUCCGCGUUGAAAAGCAGUUUGAAAUCCGACAAUUCGAGUAAUUACAUGAGUUGCCCGUCUGCCACUAUUCACGAGGAAACCCCCUUCCGUUCUCUGCCAUUGAAUCAGGAAAAUAAAGAACUUCCCCGAGGUAAAUCGAAAAAUCUAGGAAUCAUGAAGAACAAAGAUAAUAGUAACCCAAGUGGACGUUAUAUGGACAAUAAUUGCACGGAAGAUAUGGAAUUAACGAAUGUCGAGGAUGAAGUGUUACCAGAUUCUCAAGUUCUGGAAACGCAUCAAGGAGAGAAACGAUUAGAUUCUCUAAAGAAAGUUCGAUUUUCGGAUCAGUAUGAGAUUUCAUCAGAAGCUAGCCAGAUGAUCGCUCUCAAUGUAACGGAGAACGAAGAUUACUAUGAAGCGUGCAAUACGUUGUUCGAGAUGAAAGAGUCUCUGGAAAAAUCGCAGAUCGAGGUUCACGAGGAUAAUGUGAAGAAUAUACAAAAAGAAUAUCGUAAUCCGGAAAAAGUAAAUGUAAAAAACAAUCAAGAGCCAACUGAUCCCUCGCGGAUAGUGAUGAUGGUAGUCAUGGAAAACAGUUCUAAGAUGACGACAUCUGAUCUAAUAGAAUCUAGUUUAAAGAAACUGGAACGUAUCGCUUCUAAUACAAAUCUUUCAACCAACAGCAACAGUUCCCCUGGUUGCAGUAGCUCGAUGACCUCUGUUGGUAGUUAUUAUACCGCUUUUAGUCAUAAUUGUUACUCCUCGUCAAAUGAGUUAAGCAGUUCUGGUAGUAGAGAUUCAGAUACUUCGAGUAAUAAUACGGAUAGCAGUAACUCCGGUGGAAUUUUAUCUGCGGUUGCCAACGCAGUGAAAAAUGUUAUGAGAAAUUUGGCAAUCGGUUCUUACAAGCAUGUCGAAAAAGAACAAGUGCUUUCAAGAGAAGGCGUGGAGACACCCUCCACUUCAGAGGCCUCAAGUUCCUUAUCAAAUUUCACAUCUUCCUUUUUACAAAGAUCAGGAAAACGACCAAGAGAAGAUAUCGAAAACGCACCUCCAACGCAAACGUCAACGGAAUUUAUGGUCCCUCAGAUUGAAUUGUCCAGUCCCGUUGCGAAACGACACCGUGGAUGGUAUAAAAUUAAAGGGCGAGAACCGAUCGCGAGAAUGCGAAACAAUCGACAACUUACAUCUCAGAGAGGAGUGUCGUCGGAAACUCAGGUUUUCCAUCAGGGAUCGUUAUCGGUUGGAAACACAGUUCUACCACUUCCCGAUAGAGCCCACCAAUCUACGCAAACCGAGUGAUAGUCGAUAAUAAUUGAAAUUCCACCGAUAUCAUUUUUUAUAAGAAAAAUGUUUUAUUGAAAUAUAUUUUUAUGUUAUUGUA
Messenger RNA from Bombus pascuorum, 1941 nucleotides. RefSeq lists its product as uncharacterized. The transcript is spliced from 4 exons. Lineage: Eukaryota; Metazoa; Arthropoda; Insecta; Hymenoptera; Apidae. The coding region runs from base 69 to 1859 and encodes 596 amino acids. The record is from RefSeq and is a predicted model, not a curated record.